This is a messenger RNA of Trifolium pratense (red clover), 1202 nucleotides long. RefSeq names its product epoxide hydrolase 4-like. The transcript is spliced from 4 exons. NCBI's taxonomy places the organism in Eukaryota, Viridiplantae, Streptophyta, Magnoliopsida, Fabales, Fabaceae. The record is from RefSeq and is a predicted model, not a curated record. Bases 94 to 1026 code for a protein of 310 amino acids.
GUUAGAAUCAAUAUCUAACACUACUAAAAGCAAAUAGCAUGCACAUUGUUCAUACCUUAAAACCUUGCAAAAAAACUUAGAAACCUUGCAAACAUGGUGAACACAGCGAUGAUAAUUUGGACAGUGCUUACUUGGGUAGCGAAGAUAGCGGGGUUGAAGCCCUACACGGUAGAGAUACAACAAGGUACAGUUAUGAGGUUUUGGGUUCCAUCAAAUACCAUUUCAAAGCCCAAGCCCAAACCCAAGCCCAAUUCAAAACCCCCCAAGCCAGUGGUGGUUCUCCUCCACGGCUUUUGUGGCGACGGACUUACCACCUGGCAUUACCAAAUCAACUCUUUAGCCAAAAGUUACACCGUGUAUAUUCCAGACUUAAUUUUCUUUGGUGGCUCAAUGACCGAUAAGCCGGAUCGGUCGUUGGCUUUUCAAGCCGAGUGUUUGGCAGUGGGGUUAAGGAAACUCGGGGUGGAGAAAUGUGUUGUGGUUGGAUUUAGUUACGGUGGAAUGGUGGCGUAUAAAAUGGCUGAGCUUUAUCAUGAGCUGGUUCAAGCAGUGGUUAUAACUGGAGCAGUUUUGGCUCUAGAUGAGUCUUUGAUUAAUAAGACAUUGGAAGAUAUUGGAUUUCCUUCUAUUUCGGAAAUGUUAAUGCCAUCUUCUGUUGAAGGAGUGAGAUCACUUCUUCAUGUUGGUUUUAACAAAAAAUUUCCGUUACCCAACCGUUUGCUUGGUGACUUUCUUAAGGUGAUGUUCUCUAAUAGGAAGGAGCGAAAUGAGCUAUUAGAUGAACUAGUCCUUAGCUACAAAGACAAUAUCCCAAAAUUUCCACAGCAACUACACCUUCUAUGGGGUGAGAAAGAUCAUCUUUUAAAGCCAGAGAUUGCACAAGAUAUGAAAGAGAAGCUAGGAAAUAAAGCAACAUUUCAUGAGAUAAAGAAGGCUGGUCACUUGGCUCAACUAGAGCGACCCUGGACUUAUAACAGGUGUCUUAAGAAGUUCAUUUCUUCCGUUAUGCUUGAUGAAAGAAAAUAAUUCAAUUCACAUCUCUAAAUUUGUCAAGGGUGUGUUUGGCAAGUACUGAUUAUAUAAGUUAUUUUAAGAGUAGAAUUAAGUGCUUAAUUAUAAGUAAGUUGCUAUUGUGCAAGUGUAUCCAAACACUAAUAUAAAUGUUGUAUCAAAGUAUAUUUUUAAGUAAACUCUUUCUAACA